This is a messenger RNA of Closterium sp. NIES-65, 507 nucleotides long. NCBI's taxonomy places the organism in Eukaryota, Viridiplantae, Streptophyta, Zygnematophyceae, Desmidiales, Closteriaceae. The record is from the annotation of a GenBank genome assembly.
AUGAGUCCCUACUCUCUCCGUCCCUACUCUCACCGUCCCUACUCUCCCCGUCCCUAUUCGCUUCUCCCCAUCCCUACUCUCCCCGUCCCUACUCUCUCCGUCCCUACUCUCACCGUCCCUAAUCUCCCCGUCCCUACUGUCCCCGUCCCUUCUCUCCCCGUCCUUUCUCUCCCGGUCCCUACUCUCCUCGUCCCUACUCUCCCCGUCCAUACUCUCUCCGUUCCUACUCUCUCCGUCCCUACUCUCCCCGUCCCUACUCUCCCCGUCCCUACUCUCCCCGUCCCUACUCUCCACGUCCCUACUCUCCCCGUCCCUACUCUCCCCGUCCCUAUUCUCUUCUCCCCGUCCCUACUCUCUCCGUCCCUACUCUCCCCGUCCCUACUCUCCCCGUACCUACUCUCGUCGUGCAUACUUCCAUCGUCCGCGCCUGGCGGAAGGGCGGUGGGCGCACGCCAGGCGAGGCGAGCAGCACCCGACGAGCACUGCGUGACGCCGCUGCCACCGUGA